GCAAUUCUCAAGAAACGUCUAUUCAUAAUACACAAGUCAAUUCUCAAGAAGCUUCUAUUCAAGAAAACAAAGAAAAUAUUAAUUUGGAUGAAGAAAUAAUUGAUAUUACUGAUGAUCAUGAACUUAUUCUAUUUCAAAAUUGA
Molecule: messenger RNA, 143 nt
Organism: Racocetra fulgida
Lineage: Eukaryota; Fungi; Glomeromycota; Glomeromycetes; Diversisporales; Gigasporaceae
Source: the annotation of a GenBank genome assembly